AUGAACGGCAGCCUGUCGGUGGGCGGCUGCGGCCCCCGGGAGGACCCCGCCCGCUUCGUCCUGGUGCCGGCCGCCUACGCCGCCGCCCUGGGCCUGGGCCUGCCGGCCAACCUGGCCGCCCUGGCCGUGUUCGGCCGCGGGGAGCGGCCGGCCCGGGCCCUGCGCGUCUACCUGCUGAACCUGGCCCUGGCCGACGUCCUCUUCACCCUGACCCUGCCCUUCUGGCUGACCUACUACCUGGGCCGGGCCCACUGGCCCUUCCCCGAGCCCUCCUGCCGCCUGGCGGGGGCCGUCUACUACCUGGCCACCUACGCCGCCCUCUGCUUCAUGACCCUCAUCGGCCUGAACCGCUACUGCACCGUGCGGGGCGCCGGGCCCCGCCUGCCCCUCAACCGGGCCCGGGGCGCCCGGGCCGCCUGCGCCGCCGCCUGGCUCCUCUGCCUGGCCUGCGCCACCCCGUCCCUGGCCUCGGCCCGGGCCGUGCGGCCCGGCCCCGGGGGCUCCACCCGCUGCUUCGAGCACGGCUGGGCCGGCCGCGGCUUGGCCUACGCCACCGUGGGCUUCUUCGCGGCCUCCUUCCUGCUGGUCCUGGCGGCCUACGCGGCCCUGGCCCGGGCCCUGGCCGCCCCGCCGCCCGGCCGGGGGGUCCCCGCCGGCCCCCACCGGCGGCUGGCCCGGGCCGUGGUGCUGGGGCUGCUGCUGGUGUUCUCCGUCUGCCUGGCCCCCUACCACGCCAUCCUGGGCCCCUGGGUGGCGGGGCGGGAGGAGGAGGAGGAGGAGGGGGCGGCCGAGGGCUGCCGCCCCCCGACGACCCUCGACGUCCUGCACACCCUGAGCCUGGCCCUGCUCAGCCUCAACAGCUGCCUGGACCCCAUCGUCUACUGCUUCUCCGUGCGCCGCUUUCGGCAGGACUGCUGGCGGCUGGGCUGCGGGGGGCGGCCCGGCGGCGGGGCUGCCUCCUGA
Ornithorhynchus anatinus (platypus) is the source of this 963-nucleotide messenger RNA. Its product is annotated as platelet-activating factor receptor-like. Bases 1 to 963 code for a protein of 320 amino acids. The record is from RefSeq and is a predicted model, not a curated record. Gene Ontology annotation, cellular component: membrane. The transcript has a single exon. Lineage: Eukaryota; Metazoa; Chordata; Mammalia; Monotremata; Ornithorhynchidae. Gene Ontology annotation, molecular function: G protein-coupled receptor activity. Gene Ontology annotation, biological process: phospholipase C-activating G protein-coupled receptor signaling pathway; positive regulation of Rho protein signal transduction.